GGGACAUGCCAGCUAUGGGGUACAUGUAUGAAGGAAUAGAGAGGGCAAAGGUUGCAAUAAAGACUCAUUACAAGGGUAUCGAAGAGAAAUAUAUGCUGCUCUGGGAUAUAAUUGAUCGGAGAUGGAACAUGCAGCUUCACUCGUCCUUACAUGCAGCGGCAGCCUCCCUUAAUCCUUCGAUAUUCUACAGUCCAAACUUUAAGAUCGAUUUGAAGGUGAGAAAUGGAUUUCAAGACACUAUGUUAAAGAUGGCUACCACACAAGAAGAUAAGAUGGAUAUAACUAAAGAGCAUCCUAUGUAUGUCAAUGCACAAGGUGCACUUGGGACUGAUUUUGCAAUCAUGGGAAGGACACUGAAUGCCCCAGGUGACUGGUGGGCAGGUUAUGGUUAUGAAAUCCCGACACUCCAGCGGUUUGCAAUACGGAUUCUAAGCCAACCUUGUAGCUCCCAUUGGUGCUGUUGGAACUGGACCACCUUUGAGAGCCUACAUAGCAAGAAACGCAACCGAGCAGAGCUGGAAAAAUUCAAUGACCUGGUUUUUGUGCAUUGCAAUCUUUGGUUGCAAUCCAUUUAUCAGAAGAGGGAUGGAAAAUGCAAACCCAUAGCGUUUGAUGAAAUAGAUGUUGGCUCUGAUGAAUGGCCUACUGAGUUGGAUUCUCCUGCUCCACUCUUGGAUGAUUCAUGGUUGGACAACUUACCCCUUGGGUGAUACAUGUAUGUGUGUGCAUGUAUGUGUCUAAUUAUGUAAUUUUGUAUGAUAAUAUUAUAAUCAGUGGUUGAUAUUGACACUCUAAGACCAUCUCCAACUAUGGGAGGUCAAACCUAAAACUUGAGAUUUUUAGCCCAAAA
Molecule: messenger RNA, 850 nt
Organism: Prunus mume (Japanese apricot)
Lineage: Eukaryota; Viridiplantae; Streptophyta; Magnoliopsida; Rosales; Rosaceae
Molecular function (GO): protein dimerization activity; DNA binding
Source: RefSeq, a predicted model, not a curated record